Microbotryum saponariae is the source of this 1573-nucleotide messenger RNA. The record is from the annotation of a GenBank genome assembly. Lineage: Eukaryota; Fungi; Basidiomycota; Microbotryomycetes; Microbotryales; Microbotryaceae.
AUGUGUAAGGAUAGAUCCUUACAUGUAUACAAGCCGAUCUGCAGGGACCACACGGACAAGCCCGAGCAAGGCAGGCAGCUUUGCCACGUCCAUCGGGUGCCGUCUAGUCCGCGCGCAGAAAUUCCAAGCACAUGGAAGGAUAGCAAAAUCAUGUUCGGAAUGUCGGAUCGAGCGCUCUACUCACUACCCGUAUGGUCGCACUGGGUGCCGGCAUCGAAGGAGAGAAUUGACCUUUCGGGGCAUUCACCGGCGGCGGCGGCACUGGCGGUGCCCGAGAUCCUGAUUCUGACCCAUCCACCGAACCCGACCGAAGCGUCUCGCAUCACCGAAGCCGUCGAGGAGGCUCAUGGGCUCGGUAUCAACGUCGUGAUGCGUAAGCAGGAAGCGGACCGAUUCGAGACGAGGUACUUUAUGCUCGCCAAGGAGAUGUGGGCCGAAGCGCAAAGGAAGAAAAAGACUCAUGGCGUCGAGACCGACUGGUUUGUGUUCUGGUGAGUCGCGAUACAGUUUUUCCAACACGCUAAAGUUCUAAGAUUUUUCACGUUGCAAUGUUGGACUUCUCUUAGUGACGAUGAUACCUUUUUUCCCGACUGGGACUCGGUGGUGAGGAUGCUGUUAGAACACGAUCCGGCAAAACCCAUCCUCAUCGGUGCCCUCUCGGAAUCCGUCCAUCAAGUGAGUGGCCAAAAUGAAUAGUUAACCUCUGAUCAAGCAUCUCCCGACUAAGUCAGUUUCUGCUGAACCCUUCAGGUCAAACAGUGGGGUCACAUCAGUUACGGUGGUGCAGGAAUCUUCGUUAGCCGAGCGAUGCUGCACCUUUUCAACGGCCCGGGACAAAGUCAGUAGAGCUUGCUUUCGAACGGCGCAUUAGGAAGUAGCUGACAAAUCACAUGGCUCGCAGUCGAAGAUUGCCUUGACAAAUUUGGUUCGGCGUUCGGCGGUGAUGCAAUGGUCGCGCAUUGUGCAGCUCUGGCGACCAAAAGGGACAUUAAAGACGUUUUGACCCUCGAUGAUACGUUACAUCAACUUGACAUCCGGGGAGAUGGAACAGGAUUCUUCCAGUCCGGUUUCCUCAUCACGUCACUGCAUCAUUGGGGCAGGUCCGUCGCGCCGAGCUAUAUGUUGCACUCACUGCACCGGGCCAGUUUUUACUGACCGCCUCACUCUGCCAUGUGCUCGCAGCUGGUUUACCAUUUUCCCGCCAUGGUCCGAGAGUGGGAGCGGAGAUCUACGGAAGAGCAUCAGUCUCGUAGGACGAGCAGCCAAAGCCGUCGGGGGUGACAACUGGGGGCGACGCUACGUUUUCGAAGACGGCAAAGUCGUUGUCAGUCUCGGUUACAGCAUCUCGAUCGAAGCGAGGGCAUUGUCCGAGUCCGAGUUAAACCGCUCCGAACAUACAUGGUGGGAGUUCGAGACGUUUCAUCCGAUUCGGCCGGGGAAGCACGAGAGUAUCGAGAAGCGCACGUAUUAUCUCUCGGCCGUGCGACACCUAGAAUCGGGGGUGGUGAAACUCGAGCACAAGAAUCGGGAGAAUGAGAGGGCCGACGUCAUUUGGGAUGCGCGCGAGGGCUGA